Molecule: messenger RNA, 294 nt
Organism: Funneliformis mosseae
Lineage: Eukaryota; Fungi; Glomeromycota; Glomeromycetes; Glomerales; Glomeraceae
Source: the annotation of a GenBank genome assembly
AUGACCCUUACAGCUACUGCUAGAUUCCAUAUUGCAUUAAAGACACAAUCUCUGCCAACAAAAUUUUCGAAUUUAAGUGGAUCUAUUCAAGUAGGAGUUUCAACAAUAAACUCUAAAAUAACUAAAUCUAUAUCAAAAAAUAUGUUAGUUUGGAGAACUUUGUUUUGGGAUUUAGGAAGAAAGGUAAUGGUUGAUGUAAUUGAAAAUGAUAAUGAGGAUACUCACCAGGAACUUUGUGAGAUUUUUUUAUCAAUUCAAAAAAAAUUACAGCCAAGCAUUAUUGUUGAUAAAUAA